Molecule: messenger RNA, 3441 nt
Organism: Gekko japonicus
Lineage: Eukaryota; Metazoa; Chordata; Lepidosauria; Squamata; Gekkonidae
Gene: ADAMTS12
Product: ADAM metallopeptidase with thrombospondin type 1 motif 12
Exons: 22
Coding region: 1-3441 (1146 amino acids)
Biological process (GO): extracellular matrix organization; proteolysis
Molecular function (GO): metalloendopeptidase activity
Source: RefSeq, a predicted model, not a curated record
AUGCCUGCUACCCAGUCUACAUGGCGCUCAGUCAUCCAGGUGGCCUCAGGGGUGAAAGCAAACCUGUACAGGUUGUUAUGGAAUACUGCCUUCUCACUUACUUCCUCCUACUUUCAUAUGGGGGAAGAGAUGACCGACUCAUCUUCCACACAGACAAUGUCACCAUUUGGGGAAACUUUAAGCUUCUUCAGACAGCAAGAGCUGCGAAGGGAGAAGUGGGAAAGAAACCGCUUGAGAACCAGAGCAACCUCCCGGCGCUCUGUCAGCAAAGAACGAUGGGUGGAGACUCUGGUGGUUGCUGACAGCAAGAUGAUUGAAUAUCACGGAAGUGAGAAUGUGGAAUCAUAUAUUCUCACUAUCAUAAACAUGGUGUCAGGCUUGUUCCAUGAUCCGAGCAUUGGUAAUGCAAUCCAUAUUGUGCUGGUUCGCCUUAUUCUCCUUGAGGAAGAGGAGCGAGGACUGAAAAUAGUUCACCAUGCAGAUAAGACACUAGCCAGCUUCUGUAAAUGGCAGAAGAGCAUCAACCCCAAAAGUGACGCCAACGCGCUCCAUCAUGAUGUGGCUGUUCUCCUAACCAGAAAAGACAUUUGUGCUGGCAUGAACCGUCCAUGUGAAACCUUAGGCUUGUCGCAUCUCUCUGGAAUGUGUCAACCUCACCGGAGCUGCAAUAUCAACGAAGACUCCGGCUUACCUUUGGCAUUCACAAUUGCCCAUGAACUUGGACACAGUUUUGGCAUCCAGCAUGACGGAAAGGAGAAUGACUGUGAGUCCGUGGGAAGACACCCGUACAUCAUGUCCCGGCAGCUACAGUAUGACCCCUCUCCGCUCACUUGGUCACGAUGCAGCAGGGAAUACAUCACACGGUUCCUCGACCGAGGAUGGGGCUUCUGCCUGGACGAUGUCCCCAAGAAGAAAGACCUAAAGCCGCCGUUCAUUGCGCCUGGUGUGAUCUAUGACGUGCACCACCAGUGCCAGUUGCAGUACGGACCCAAUGCGACGUUCUGUGAUCAAGUAGAUAAUAUUUGCCAGACACUUUGGUGUGCUGUGAAAGGCUCUUGCAGGUCAAAAUUGGAUGCUGCAGCAGAUGGAACAAGGUGUGGAGAAAAUAAGUGGUGCUUAUCGGGCGAGUGCAUAACCGUAGGCAAGAGCCCUGAGCCAGUGAACGGUGCCUGGGGAUCGUGGUCAGCGUGGUCGCACUGCACACGGACAUGCGGGGCCGGCAUUCAGACUGCAGAGAGGCAAUGCAACAAUCCAGAACCACAGUUUGGAGGGAAGUAUUGCACAGGAGAGAGGAAACGCUACCACAUGUGUAACAUCAAAACAUGCCCCAAGUCUGUGCCAAACUUCCGUCAAAUGCAAUGCAGCGAGUUUGAUACAGUCGCCUACAAAAAUGAAUUCUAUCAGUGGAUUCCAAUUUAUAACACAGAUAAUCCUUGUGAACUACACUGCCGUCCUGCAAAUUACCACUUCUCAGAGAAAAUGCUGGAUGCUGUUAUCGAUGGUACGCCUUGCUUUGAAGGAAACAACAGCAGAGACGUCUGUGUUAAUGGCAUGUGUCAGAGUGUUGGCUGUGAUUACGAGAUAAAUUCCAACUCGACCGAAGAUCGAUGUGGCGUUUGCCUGGGAGACGGGACUUCAUGCCAGACAGUGAUGAUAACAUUCAAUCAAAGCGAAGGACUAGGAUAUGUCGAUAUCGGCCUAAUCCCAAAAGGCGCAAGAAACAUCAGAGUGGUAGAAGUGGAAGAGGCAGGAAAUUUCCUUGCGUUGAGAAGCAAGGACCCAGAAAAGUAUUAUCUGAAUGGAGGGUUCAUUAUCCAGUGGAACGGAGACUACAAAGUGGCAGGAACAACAUUUCAGUAUGACCGGAAAGGAGACCUGGAAAACCUCACCGCAACUGGACCCACGAAUGAAUCGUUGUGGCUGCAGCUCCUUUUUCAGGAGAAUAACCCUGGAAUAAAAUACGAAUACACUGUCGGUAAAGACUGGAACUCUGAGAAUGAAGUGGAGGAGCCAGAAUAUUUUUGGCAAUACAGCAGCUGGACAGGUUGCAGUGUUACGUGUGGGAAGGGCUUCCAACGACAGAUUGUCCGCUGUGUGAAAAAGGGGAAAGGUGUGGUGAAAAGCUUAUUUUGUGAUCCAGACACUCAACCCAAUGGAAGGCAAAAGAAAUGCAUUGAAGAGGACUGUCCCCCAAGGUGGUGGGCCGGGGAAUGGCAGAAGUGCUCAACCGACUGCGGCCCAACGGGAGAGAAGAAGCGAACGGUCCUGUGCAUUCAGACCAUGGGGCUUGAUGAGCAGGCGUUGCCUGCAGAGGAUUGCCAUCAUCUGCUAAAGCCCAAGACCCACCUUUCGUGCAACAGAGACAUCCUGUGCCCGUCCGACUGGACAGUAAGCAACUGGACUGAGUGUACAGUUACCUGUGGUGGAGGGAUACGUACCCGUAACGUGACAUGUACCAAAAACAAUGGGGAGCCAUGUAACAUUUCAAAGAAACCACAUUCUAAAGCUCUGUGUGGGCUCCAGCAAUGUCCAUCCAUCAGAAGACUGCAGUUCCCCCAUUUCAGAGUGCAUGGUGGAAAGAUAAUCAGGACAGGAGCUAACCCCAGAAGUGGCCCCAUGGACAAGCCCCCCAACCCAAAACCCAGCCCAAGAAUCAUGACACCAACAGUUCCCAAUCCCAAAUAUGUUACUUUGAUGCCCACGUCCUUUAACCUAAUGAACUUUUCUCAAGAAGAAGACUCGGAAGCAAAAAUUUUGCAGAGAGGCAGGUCUUCAAACAGAAUAGAACAGAAACCAUCUGCCAAUGACGAAACCUCUAUGGGAAUGUUGCCGAAUGCCUCCAACUAUCUGGAAGAGUCCAGGGAUUUGCAUACUGAUGCGUAUUGGAUGGUGGGGAACUGGAGUGACUGUUCCACCACAUGUGGCGUGGGGGCUUUUUGGAGAGCCGUGGAGUGCAGCACCAAGAACGAAUCCGACUGCCGGCACAUUAAGAAACCCGAUCCGGCCCGAAGGUGCUAUCUCCCUCCCUGUGCCCAGUGGAAAGCCGGAGAAUGGAGCAAAUGCUCUUCUAAUUGCAGCGGUGGCUUCAAGACCCGUGCAGCCUACUGCAUAGACAUUCGUGACAACAGAGUGCUGAGGCCCUUCCAUUGCCAGUUAAAAGGACGCAAGCCGCAACUGAACGUUAGCUGCAAUACAGAGCCCUGUUUGGAAUGGCGUGCAGAAGCAUGGGACGAGUGCUCUGCUUCGUGUGGAGGAGGCGUUCAGCAAAGAGCAGUGCAGUGCAUCAGUGUGGAAGACAACGCACCUAAGGACAAGAGCGUGUGUGAACAUCACUCCAAACCUCCAGGCUCUCGGAUGUGCAACCUACAAGAGUGCUUGGAAACGACAAGUGGGUUUGACUCCAUGGCACCCCUGCUGUCUUUUUUUCAGAAUCCAGUAUAG